AUGUACGAACUACCUAGCCUGGUGAAAACGGCGUACUACGCUUGUACGAAGAUCGGCCGCAAGAGGUACGACGAGCUGAGAACACCGGACGUCGACCUGCAAGCUUGUUGCAAGUUGCUGUUUGAAAUUUUAAAAGUCGACAAACACCGAAAUCGGGGCAACGAUAGGCAGACCAUGUUCAGCAGAUCGAAAUUCCCCAAAAAUAAGCAUGAGUUUAAAUACAUAUGCGAAAAAGCGGCGUUGCACGGGCACAUCGAUUGCAUGAAACUUGCUCACGAAGUCGGCGUCCCUUGGGACCGUAUGCCAGGACCGAACGGUACGGCGUGCGACAUAGCUGCGCGUUUGGGCAAUCUUGAGUGUCUGCAGUACGCUUCGGAGAACGGGUGCCCGUGGGACGAAUUUACGUGCAGAGUAGCCGCGGCAGGUGGACAUUUGGACUGCCUAGUUUACGCCCGGGAGAACGGCUGCCCGUGGGACGAUGAGACGUGCAGUGACGCCGCAAAAGGUGGACAUUUGGACUGCCUAGUUUACGCACGACAGAAUGGCUGCCCUUGGGACGCUGAAACGUGCAGCAACGCCGGGUCCAAAGGUCAUCUGGACUGCCUAGUUUACGCACGACAGAACGGCUGCCCGUGGAACCAGUUUACGUGCUCCUUGUCCGCGAAGAACGGUCACAUGGAAUGCUUGGUCUACGCAAGGGAAAACGGUUGUCCCUGGGACAGGAGUACGUGCUUCAGCGCCGCGUCUGGUGGUUUCCUGGAGUGUCUGGUUUAUGCAAGGGAAAACGGCUGUCCCUGGGACGUGGACACAUGCAACAACGCCGCGCAGAACGGUCACCUUCAGUGUUUGGUGUACGCCAGAGAAAAUGGUUGCCCAUGGGAUAUCAGUACGUGUAGCUGGGCCUCGUCGAACGGUCACCUUCAGUGUUUGGUCUACGCACACGAAAAUGGAUGUCCCUGGGGCCCCGAAACGUGCAGCAAAGCCGCGAUCAAAGGUCAUCUGAGGUGUCUGGUUUACGCACGGGAAAAUGGAUGUCCCUGGGACUUUGCUACGAGCGCAAACGCGGUGCUCGGAGGUCACAUGAACGUCCAAGAGUACGCUCGAGAAAACGGAUGCCCCAGGAUCGAGGGGUUUGACGACUUCGAUCAAUAUAUUCACUUGUACGCCAUGUACGGGAUUCAUUGGUAA
Messenger RNA from Macrosiphum euphorbiae (potato aphid), 1188 nucleotides. The record is from the annotation of a GenBank genome assembly. NCBI's taxonomy places the organism in Eukaryota, Metazoa, Arthropoda, Insecta, Hemiptera, Aphididae.